UUUAUAGAGCCUCAGUGCCCCGUCUCUCCUCAGUCUCCUCUAUCCUCUCCCAGAAGAGAGGACCAGUGGAGGCACCUCUCGGAGUCUUAGACUUCAAGGAGUCUGAGACUUAGCGAGAGGAGCCCGGAGGAGACAACCCUUCUCUCUCCUUUACCCAUCCCUUUCUUUUACUUACAGACGCAAGCUGAGGCGCGGAGCUUAAGAAAGUUCGUAGUGGUCGCAAGGUAGGUGCAUCCUUUUUUUUUCGCCCUGAGGUAAGACUGGGGUCUGCGGACCCAGCUUCUCACCUCAUAAGGUUCAUCCUUUUUGGCUCCAGCAGUCCUUGCGCAACGGGGCCACUCUCUGCACAGCCAGAGGGUGAGUCGGCUUCUUGGUGAGCGCCUAGGAGAAUGGAUCGCAGGUCCCGGGCUCAGCAGUGGCGCCGAGCUCGCCAUAAUUACAACGACCUGUGCCCGCCCAUUGGCCGCCGGGCAGCUACCGCGCUCCUCUGGCUCUCCUGCUCCAUUGCUCUCCUCCGCGCCCUAGCCACUUCCAACGCCCGCGCCCAGCAGCGUGCCGCCCAGCGCCGGAGCUUCCUUAACGCCCACCACCGCUCCGCCGCGGCGGCCGCUGCCGCCCAGGUACUCCCCGAGUCCCCUGAAUCUGAGUCUGAUCACGAGCACGAGGAGUCCGAGCCUGAGCUAGCCCGCCCCGAGUGCCUGGAGUACGAACAGGACGACUUCGAGACCGAGUCCGAGACCGAGUCUGAGUCUGAAAUUGAGUCCGAGACAGAAUUCGAGUCCGAGCCUGAGUCUGAGCCUGAGACCGCCCCUGCAACUGAGCCUGAGACCGAACCCGAAGACGAGCGCGGCCCCCGAGGAGCCACCUUCAACCAGUCUCUCACCCAGCGUCUGCAGGCUCUGAAGUUGCAGAGCGCCAACGCCUCCCCGAGUCGUGCGCAGCCCACCACUCAGGAGGCCGAGAGCGCAAGCGAGGGGGAGGAGCCCCAGCGCGAGCCCUUAGACGAGGAUCCUCGGGACCCCGAGGAGUCAGAGGAACGCAAGGAGGAGGAGAACAGGCAGCCCCGCCGCUGCAGGACCAGGAAGCCUGCCCGCCGCCGCGACCAGUCCCCGGAGUCCCCUCCCAGAAAGGGGCCCAUCCCCAUCCGGCGUCACUAA
Acomys russatus (golden spiny mouse) is the source of this 1157-nucleotide messenger RNA. RefSeq names its product neuroendocrine secretory protein 55. The record is from RefSeq and is a predicted model, not a curated record. Bases 390 to 1157 code for a protein of 255 amino acids. Gene Ontology annotation, biological process: response to parathyroid hormone. The transcript has a single exon. Lineage: Eukaryota; Metazoa; Chordata; Mammalia; Rodentia; Muridae.